Hemibagrus wyckioides is the source of this 5208-nucleotide messenger RNA. It is a transcript of the gene fgfr4, whose product is annotated as fibroblast growth factor receptor 4. The transcript has 21 exons. Gene Ontology annotation, biological process: multicellular organism development; regulation of bile acid biosynthetic process; positive regulation of kinase activity. NCBI's taxonomy places the organism in Eukaryota, Metazoa, Chordata, Actinopteri, Siluriformes, Bagridae. Gene Ontology annotation, molecular function: fibroblast growth factor receptor activity; ATP binding; fibroblast growth factor binding. The coding region runs from base 803 to 3622 and encodes 939 amino acids. Gene Ontology annotation, cellular component: signaling receptor complex. The record is from RefSeq and is a predicted model, not a curated record.
UGUAGGGAUCCUGCAAUGCACUCAGAAGAACAGUGUUCCCCCCUGGCAGCUAGAGAAACGCCGCUCUCUUAUCCUUUGCUCUUCUCUUAUUUCCUUUCCUCUCCUCUCCUCACAUCUCUUGAGUAGCCACACGGUCUGCACCGUUAAUCCGCACCUGAACGCAGCACGGAACGGAAUUUUCUCUCUUUUCGUUGCGGUGCGCAAUAAAAAGAAAUCGGAAAGCGCGUCUCAGAGCGUCUCGGUCAGAAAGGAGAGUCAACGAUGAUACCACCGAUAGACGCUGUCCCAUUGUGAGACCUGAACAGAGCAGGACGCGGAUUGCGUGUGCGUGUUUUCCUUGAUUUACCCCAGGAGGGAACUCGUAGUGAAGUGUGAAGCGAAAUUGUGCGUUUUCUUGUAGGAUUUGGCGAGAAAAAUCCCAGCAGGAGAAGCAAGGACAACUGGACUUUGGGCAUUAUUACUAAGCGAGGAAGCGCCUUUCACGCAGGAGCUCGGCGCACGGAGAACCAUGGUUUUAUUUGUAAUGGAUUUCUAAAAAGGAACUCGCUUGUUAAAGUUCCCCAGUUCGUAGUAUGAGAGGAUUUCUACGGAGAAAGAACUUGAUAAGGCAAAAUCAAAUCUCUGAAGCUAUAAAAGCAGUAGAAAGGAUCUAGACGAGACUGGUGUCUUAACGAACUGUUUUCAAAGGACCGGGCAAAGGGCACGGAAAAAAGUUUUCUCAACAACUGAGAGAUAACCAGAGGUUGCCAAUGCCUGGAGUCAGCGUUUGAGCCGAUCACAAGACAUACGUUUCCUCGUCAAAAUGCGGAGCAUCUGGAAGUUCUUCAUUACCGUGUGCCUGGCAGAAUUUGCUUUAUCGAGGAGCAUCACGACACAAGCAGUCCGCUCGAAAGAUCCCAGAGUACACCGGCCAACCCUCCAGCUAGGCUUUCCUGAGAACUCCACUGUCUUAGUCGGAGGUCAGGUAAAGUUGGUAUGUAAAGUCCAUCGGCCAGCCACAACACGUCUCCAGUGGUUCAAGAAGGACAGGGAUCGCCUGGGGCCUGACGGUUCACCGCUUCUUAAGCCCAUCACUCCUCUUCAUGACAACAUCUCCAAAGUCAACGUUCUUCCUUUGGUAAACAUCACCUUGGAAGAUGCAGGAGAGUAUAUAUGCAUGGCGAAAAACUCUGCUGGAUGGACUAGUAAUUCAGCGUGGGUGGAAGUCUUAACAGAAAUCCUUCCGGUUAAAUCUAUGGACCAAUUGACUGUGGCUGAAAAUCCAAUAGAAGUGUCUGAGGAGCAGAGUGAGGAGACAUCGGAACAGCUCCUGCUAGAACCGGGUGAUGUGCUCAAACUCCGUUGUGACACAAACCGCCCUGGAGCUGUCCACUGGUUCAAAGGAGAUAUUCGAGUGCAACAUAGCCCUCGUAUUCAGAUAAGAGCAGGAGUCAUGGAGAUUACAGAUGCGACAUACGAGGACUCAGGAGUCUAUGUUUGUAUGAUCCGUGGUUCCAGAGAACCUCUGCGCAACUUCACCAUCACAGUAGCAGAUGCUAUGGGAUCUGGUGAUGAUGAUGAGGAUGAUGGUCAAGAAGAUUCUGUUACAGAGACAGAAAAUGACCAAGUCUACAUCUCAAGAGGCCCUUACUGGACCCACGUCCAGAGGAUGGAGAAAAAGCUUUACGCUGUCCCAGCAGGAAACACAGUUAAAUUCCGCUGUCCGGCUACAGGAAGCCCACUGCCCUCAAUCCGCUGGCUGAAGAAUGGCAGAGAAUUCAGAGGAGAGCACAGGAUUGGAGGAAUCAAGUUGCGGCAUCAGCACUGGAGCUUGGUCAUGGAGAGUGUGGUGCCCUCGGACCGUGGGAACUACACUUGUGUGGUGGAGAACAAAUACGGCUCCAUCACUCAUAGCUACCUCCUCGAUGUGUUGGAACGCUCUCCUCACAGACCCAUUUUACAAGCUGGUCUACCAACAAAUACUACAGCAGUGGUCGGUGGGGACGCCCAGUUCCACUGCAAGGUCUACAGUGACGCGCAGCCACACAUUCAGUGGCUGAAGCACAUUGAGAUGAACGGCAGCCGGUAUGGGCCUGAUGGCAUACCCUAUGUCAAGGUUGUCAAGACAGGCAGCUUGAACAUGUCUGAGGUAGAGGUACUAUAUCUGACGAACGUUACGAUGGAGGAUGCUGGAGAGUAUACAUGUCUGGCUGGAAACUCUAUUGGCUUCUCACAUCAGUCUGCAUGGCUCACUGUCCUAUCUGAGGAAGAUGUGGCCAAAGAGAUGGACCUUAUGGAGACCAAGUAUACCGACAUCAUCAUUUAUGCCUCAGGCUUCCUAGCCUUGGUGAUGGCCAUCGUGAUUGUGGUGUUGUGCCGAAUGCAGACCCACCCCAGCCGAGAGCACUUUGAUGCCCUCCCUGUGCAGAAACUUUCCAAAUUUCCUCUCCGCAGACAGUACUCCGUCGAGUCCAACUCCUCUGGGAAGUCCAGUGCUUCUCUAAUGAGAGUGGCGCGUCUUUCCUCCAGCUGUUCUCCGAUGUUAGCUGGAGUCAUGGAGUUUGAGCUUCCCUAUGAUCCUGACUGGGAGUUCCCAAGAGAGAAUUUGACUUUAGGGAAACCUCUUGGCGAGGGUUGCUUUGGUCAGGUGGUGAGAGCAGAGGCUUAUGGGAUAAACAAGGAUAAUCCAGAUCAAGUAACCACCGUGGCAGUCAAAAUGCUGAAAGACGAUGCAACUGACAAAGACUUGGCUGACCUUAUCUCUGAAAUGGAGCUUAUGAAAGGCAUGGACAAGCACAAGAACAUCAUAAACCUUCUUGGUGUUUGCACUCAGGAAGGUCCACUCUAUGUGCUGGUUGAGUAUGCCUCUAAAGGAAGUUUGCGCGAGUACUUACGAGCACGUCGUCCUCCCGGAAUGGACUACACCUUCGACGUGACCAAGGUUCCAGAAGAGCAGCUCACGUUCAAGGACCUGCUCUCUUGUGCCUACCAAGUGGCACGAGGAAUGGAGUACUUGGCUUCAAAAAGGUGCAUUCACCGAGAUCUAGCAGCAAGGAACGUUCUGGUCACAGAGGAUAACGUCAUGAAGAUCGCAGAUUUUGGUUUGGCCAGAGGAGUGCAUCAGAUUGAUUACUACAAGAAAACCACGAAUGGACGUCUGCCAGUGAAAUGGAUGGCACCAGAGGCCUUGUUUGACAGAGUUUACACGCACCAGAGCGAUGUUUGGUCUUUUGGAGUCCUGAUGUGGGAGAUUUUCACAUUGGGAGGCUCGCCGUACCCUGGAAUCCCAGUAGAGGAGCUUUUCAAGCUGUUGAAAGAAGGUCAUCGCAUGGACAAACCCUCCAACUGCACACAUGAACUAUACAUGAAGAUGAGAGAAUGCUGGCAUGCAGUUCCUACACAGAGGCCAACCUUCAAACAGUUGGUGGAAGAGCUGGACAGAGUGUUGCUGUCUAUUUCAGACGAGUACCUCGACCUGUCGACCCCUUUUGAACAGUACUCCCCAUCUUGUGAGGACACUUCCAGCUCUUGCUCUUCAGACAAUGAUUCAGUGUUUACCCACGAUGCCUUGUCCACCGAUCCAUGCCUGCUUGGUUAUCACGACGUGCGUUCUCGACUAGACAUGAAGACGACACUACGAUAAACCGCUCGUCUAGGACUCCAGUUUGUGGAUAUCAAAGUUUGCAUAUAAGACACUCGGCCGGUACGAAGCAGUCACAUGAGGAGCAGACUUUGGCCUUCGAUUGCUCUGCGCAAAGAACAUUAUCAAAAUGCUUGGCACUACAAAACCUGGUGACAAAAAUGGCUGCCUCAAAUAAUCAGGUUUCUAAUACAGUAACUGGACUGCCUGGUAAAGAAGCUAUUCAGUCUCGGUUUCCUUUGUAAUGAAUGAAUGCUGCUUAUUAUGUAUAAAGUCCCAAGUAUCUGAGCAGCAUAGAAGCUGGAGUGUGCUGAAACAACCAGAUUUUUGUUUUGUUUAAAAAAAGAGAACAUUUAUUUUGAUAUAAAAGUUGAUAGCAUUGUUAAAUAUAAAAUUCUCUCUAUAUAAAGAUUAUUCUACAUUUUUGUUCUAUUUAAAGAGUUGUCUUAAAUCUCAGGAUCUCGCAUAGGUGAAAUUGCUGCUGUGGCAGCAACGUGCCUGAAUUUUGAUUUCCUGUGAAUAUCUUAAAAUAUUUUAUAUACAUAUCAUUGAAUAAGACAAUUACCUUUUAUAAAUUAUUCUAAAGCAUAUGAAGUCAAGGUGCUGGGUGAAGAAUUUUGACAUAAUUCCAGUACAGCUCAUUAAAGCAGAUCGGUAUGGUGCAGUCGAGUUUGUACGUAGAGCAUUUGUGAGCACAGCUUGAAAAGCUCGCUGCCAUAACAAAAGCCAAGCCUCGUUCCGGUGUCACUAUACUGUACAGAGAGAAAAGGACUGGAUUGAAUGUGAAAACCACCCUUGAGGUUGAUUGAUUUAAAAUGGGAGAAUCUUCCAUUGUUUGGCUGUAACCUUUUACCUAGCACAGUUUGUUUGCAGGGUCCAAGCGCAGGCCAAGUUGGACAAUAGGCCCAUGCAGCUGUAAUGGGUGUGACCAUAGGACAGGGUGAUUGGGGGGAUGUCUGAGCCUGCGUGCAAAUGAGGUGGCCCCUUAUUAUGGUAAUGGAUCCAGCUGCCCAUCUUUCUCCUCCACUAUCUUUUUAAUAUACAAAUGCUAAUGGUGCCCUUUCUGAGCAAACUCUGCAGUGUUCUUCAGGGAAUGCAAGGCCUCACCCGCACGCAGAUAAGGCAGCUUUCUCAAGUUAAUUUACUCAUUGCUUUUAAUGCCCAGUCAGCGAUGCUCCUCCGAAUCCCUUGGGGAACAUUCGGCCUUCUGCGUGCGCAUUAGAAUGAGUCGACCAGCCAGUCCUCCUUCUCUUCUUUUAAAUGCAGGGGUGAAAAAUGUCAUUAUCUUAUAUGAGUUACGAUCGGGGAUCAAAUUCACCACCUUAAUAGGGUGGCUUGAUCUAAAAAAGCUCACCUAGUCCCUUCAUGUGGCCUUAAUAAGAAUAAAACAGAAUUCUGUAGGGUGAAGAAAGCAGGAAGUAAAUAAUGAACUGCAUGACAUUCCAUUUAUGUACUCCAUAUAAAAUUUAUAGCAAUCAACAAUGUUCUUAUGCAUUUUUUUUCCUUGAGAGAAUUAUUUUAGAAAUAUCUAAUUUAUUUGUUUAUUGUGUUGUUUUAUAUUAAAUAAAGGAUAAUUUAAACUACUUGCA